AUGAUGAUGAUGGCGAUGAUAAGGUAAGAGAUGGAGGAAUAGAAGAUUAGAAAGAGUGAGUUGAGGGAGAAAGUUUUAUAAUAUAAUUUAAACUGCGCCUUCGAAUUCACUUUUUAUUUCAUAAGCUUCAACUAACCGACGUCGACGACACCAAAACGAUCUGAUCGGUUUUUUCUUAUUCUUUUUCGAGUGUUUUUCUUUCUUUGUUGUUGUUCAGUGAACAUCAUCAUCGUCAUCAAGUUUUCAUCGAUAAAUUUUAUAAAUACAAUAAAACACACAUCAAGUUAAUCGAUUUGAACGUCAACAUCAUAUUCGAUAUCAGUUUAGUGUUGGUUUGAAUUUCGAUAUGUUGAAAUUAUAUUUUCUCGGGUUCUUGUUAUCUACAAGUACUUUCACCUUAGUUUCCAGUCAAUCGACAGAUGAAGGUAAUCAAGAUGUAAGAUCGUCUUCAUCUUCCCGUCGGGUACCUGACGGUCGAGGUAGCGAUGUCCCUUUCUAUGUUGAUGUUCACACUCACCCGAAAACGGGUUUCAGUUGUUCUGAUAAAAAGGCAGGCCAAUAUUACGCUGAUCCCGUGCAAAAUUGUGCCGUUUACUAUAUCUGUUUAGCUGAUCAAUAUGGACGAUUAUCACCAACAUCGUUUGCUUGUCCCAACGGAACCAUUUUCAAUCAAGCAACUAAAGUGUGUUCACCUCAUGAUCAAGUCGAUUGUAAUCUAGCGACACGUUAUUACGAUUCGUAUCGAGGACACAUAGAUAGUCAAGGAACUGACCCUAAUCAGUAUACUGCUCAUUAUGAGACUGUCCCUCGUCGUGAGGCUCCACCUCGAGCUCGACCUGUUGCCGCUUCCGUUCCCAGUGCUCCAAUUGCCGCUCCUGUUGCACCAGUGUCUCCGCCAUUACCUGUGACCCCUUCUAAUCGUAAUUCAUUCAAUCGAGGCAGCAAUCGAUUUGGUUCAUCAUCGUCAUCAUCGUCAUCAUCAUCUUCUUCAUCGUCAUCUUCAUCUCUACCUCAAUCCCAACCUGCUGCUUUACCCGUACGAUACUCAACACCAACGCGACGUGGCCAGUUCCGUCCAUCUUUAGCCGAAGCUCCAAUUCGUUCAGCCGCACCCGUUGCUCCAUUGACCACAACCACAACCACUACUACAACAACCACCACAACUACACCUUCACCUCCUCCAGUUGAAUAUGUUUACGAUUACGAUUACGAUCCAAAUAAUCCCGGUAAUCCAAACAAUAAUCCAAACAAUGGUCCUGUCAAUCAACCAGGCAACGUUUUAAUUGGAGCCGGAAAUCCACCUCGAUCACAACUAUUCCCACCCGGCCAACCUGGUUUCCAACCUCAAUCCCUACCACAAUUACCUCCACUCUCACCUUUAGCCCUACCCAUCGGUUCAUCCUCAUCUUCAUCUACAUCAAUUUCCUCACCAAUCCUUGGGCGUAAUAAACGAUCAGCCGAAAUUGAAGAAACUGAUACAAGUUUGGUCAAUGUUGAUCGACGAUCUCGACGUAAAAGCGCCUUAGAACUUAGUUCCGAGGUCGGUUCAGUUGAACGGGUCAAACCUUCAAACUUUACCUGUUCAGGUAAAGUCUCCGGCAUCGCUUAUGCCGAUGUCGCAAAUGAUUGCAAACUAUUUCAUGUUUGUCUACCAGAAACCAAAGGUAAAUUAAGUGAUUAUCAACUUUUCUGUGACAAAGGAUUAGGAUUUAAUCAACUUAAAUCAACCUGUCAAUCAUUAAGUAAAUUUGAUUGUUCCAAAUCUGAGAAAUAUUAUCCAGUAGAUAAAUCAAGUGAUCAUGAAGGUUAUCGUAAAAAUAAUUGGAGAGUUAACAAGAAAUUAAGAGGAGCAAUUAAAAAUAAUGGAAACAAUAGUAAGGCAAUUAAAUUGUAAAUCCAAAAGAAAAAAAAAUUGCGAAAAUCAAAUGAAAUUAACUCAACGAAUUUAAUAUUAUUGCCAAAUUUAAAUCAACACAAUCAAGAUUAAUUAAAUCAAUUGAAUCAAUCAUCUUCAUCUUCACCACCACAACAAUCAUCAUUUAAAAGUAAACAUUAAUUAUUUCAUUAAAUUGUAAUCAAUAUAAACACUCAACAAAAUUAUAAUUAUUAUUUUAGUUAACCAAUUGUUGCCAUUUUUAUACAAAAGCAUCAAAGUUAAUUGUGUAUCAAGAAAUUUAAUUUGUCUGCACCAAAUUGUAACUCAAUUUAUGAUGAAAAUAAAUUUAAUUGUCAUUUUUUAAGAUGGUUAUCAUUUUAAUCAA
Panonychus citri (citrus red mite) is the source of this 2261-nucleotide messenger RNA. RefSeq lists its product as uncharacterized. Lineage: Eukaryota; Metazoa; Arthropoda; Arachnida; Trombidiformes; Tetranychidae. Gene Ontology annotation, cellular component: extracellular region. Bases 347 to 1894 code for a protein of 515 amino acids. The transcript is spliced from 3 exons. Gene Ontology annotation, molecular function: chitin binding. The record is from RefSeq and is a predicted model, not a curated record.